AUGUAUACAAUGGAAUUAAAAAGUUUAAUCGAAAUGCAUCCACAGACAAAUGGUACUGUUGAGAGGUUUAAGAGAACAUUUAUCAGCAUGUUAAGAAAAUAUAUCCAAGGAAAAACAACGAAAUGGGAUGAAUUCGUUGAUCAAGCUCUAUUUGCAUGCCGGGUACGUGUUCAUCAGUCAACAGGUAGAACACCGUUCUUUAUGGUGUAUGGUGUUGAACCUAAGAUUCCUGGAGAUGAAUUAACGCCAAUACUUGAUGAUCGUGGAAAUACAACGAUUAAUACAACUAGCCGUCUGAACCAACUACAUAAUUUAGCGGUCGAACGGGAACGAGUCACAACAAAAUUGAAAGAAAAUGCUAUCAAGAUGAAGAUUCAGUAUGAUAAACAUGUGAAACACACUAAUCAGUUAAAAACAAAUGAUUGGGUGCUUGUAAAGCAUGAACAGAGGAAGAAGAUGCAUCCGUAUUGGUUAGGACCAUUCAAAAUAAGAAAAGUAUUUUCUCUAGGAACUUUUCAGCUUGAGGACGUCAGCGGACAGAUAAAACCAGAUUUAGUCCACCGAAAUAGACUAAAACUAGCAUUGCACGCUACCACACCAGAAACUCGAUGGUAUAAACCAACGCGUCGAACAUAA
This is a messenger RNA of Didymodactylos carnosus, 636 nucleotides long. The record is from the annotation of a GenBank genome assembly. Lineage: Eukaryota; Metazoa; Rotifera; Eurotatoria; Philodinida; Philodinidae.